Messenger RNA from Passer domesticus (house sparrow), 2707 nucleotides. RefSeq names its product inositol 1,4,5-trisphosphate receptor-interacting protein-like 1. The transcript has 2 exons. Lineage: Eukaryota; Metazoa; Chordata; Aves; Passeriformes; Passeridae. Bases 20 to 1576 code for a protein of 518 amino acids. The record is from RefSeq and is a predicted model, not a curated record. Gene Ontology annotation, cellular component: membrane.
GUUGCCUUGGCAAGCGACCAUGGAUCCCAUGGUAUUCCUUUUCUUGGUGUUGAAAAGCCUCAUCCAGUACCCACAGCCCGUGGCUGACGGUUUGGAUGAGGAAACACGUCUGCGCAUGGAAGCGCGUGCCAAGCUCCUGGAAUGGGAGAGGCUUCAGUUGGAGCAGGAGGUGGAACAGCUCACCCAGGAGCAGGGGAAGCAGGUGCAGCUCUUGCAGCUCUUAGCUGUUGCUGUGCUCCUGGCUCUUGUCUUGCUCCUGUGGUUCAUUGCGUGGAAAAGCAGCCAGAGGAGAGAGGAGGAUGAAGAAGGAAACCGUGGUGCCAAUGAAGAGGAAGUGGGCAACGUUGGAGCAAAUGAAGAAGACAAUGUCGGAAAUGUAGAUGUCAAUGCGGCUGUAAUUGCAGAAAACAACGAUGAUGUUGCAAAUGAAGCCCUAGCAUAUGAUUUUGAUGAUCACGUUGGACAAGUUAUAAUGGAGCGCAUCCAGUGGCCUGUACAGGACCUGCAGAGAGGCUGUGAAUGGACAACUCAGCUCAUGGACAAUUAUACAAUUUACUUUGGGCAUGUCUUGUCCAACAGCUUCUACCCAGUCCUGCAACGAGCCAUCGGGGUGGGCAGUGCCUUUGAAGGCUGGAGUCCCCGUGAACAGGAUGUCAUCUACAGCGUGGUCAUCCCCAUGACUCCUCCCCGAGGCCACAGCUUCCACCUGGAGCUGGAGAGUGAAGAGCAGAGGCACGUGAGGAACUUCCGUGUCCGCGUGCAGCUGGAAUGCACCUGCAGCAGGGAGCAGCAGGCUGAGGACAUGCUGUGCUUCCUGCACCACCCCGAGGAGGAGCUGAGGAGCAAUCAGGAUCCCAGCCUCCUAGACACCCUGUGCACCGGUUCCUACCUUGAUGUGCAGAAAACUGCCCGCUGGUUCCACCAGCUGGUGAGAGCAGUCUGGCCAGCUUUGCCUCAAUCACACAACUGGCAUUUAACACUGCUGCCCUCCACACGCUCCUGCCAGCUCAAGGUGACCUACGGCAAGGAAAUCUUCAGGAUUGAGAUGCUCUUCGGGGUGCGGAGAGGUGACUCAGCCGUCUUUGUGUGCAGCCAGCCCAGAGAGGCCUACACAGCAAACACAACCUGGCCCGAGUCGUACGCUGUGGCAGAGGUUGAGUUCUUCCAGCACAUUGCCAGGCAGGCCCCCCCUGACAGCCUGCACCUCAAAUGCCUGCAGUUCUUCACCCGUCUUCCGCUGGGCUUUGGCUUUUCCACCUACACCAUGAAGACCAUUGUCAUGCACCUGCUCAGUGUGGCACCCGUCUCAGCGUGGCGCAGGAGGAACCUCCUGGAACGACUGCAGGAUAUCAUCAAUAACCUGCACUUAUGUCUGAGAGAAAAACGCCUCCAGCACUUCAUUGUGGGCAACCAGAGGUUUCCUCAGGACAUCAAGUUACCUGCUGAUGUUCAAAGGGCUGAGCCAUACAAUCUCUUCCAUCGCCUGGAGCAGCAGCCGGAUGCCCACAGCCAUGCGCUCUAUGAGUACGACAUUCUAGAAAAGUGGUUCAAAAGAAUCCUUCUUGGUGAGGAUUGACCCAAUGAAGGGGAGAAGUCAUGGCUAUGAGCACAGAGCUGUGCUUGUGCUGCUGGCAUCAGCCGCGCUACUGGCAGGAGAGAGCCACCUUGCAGUGCUCAUUUGGUGCUUUAAGGAGAAGAGGAUGCAUGCAAAGUCUCUGGCGAAGGUCCCACAGCAUGUCCUGCCAUGUCUGCAAGUGAAGGGCUACAGGAGGGGUUUUUCUACCUCCUUUUAUAGUUUCAUUUUCCAAGAGGAGGAUGUCAUUAACCCCCUGUUUACGUGUGAACUCUGCCAGUGCUGAAAAAGCACAUUAAUAGAAGACGUGCCGUACAUGCAGGGCCAAAGUCACAAAACCUGCCCUGCAAAAUGGAGCUGUUCCUGGCCCUUGAAAAAGGGCAAAAUUUAGAGCAUGGAAGAAGUGGGAAUGUGGGAGCGAAAGAAGAACAAACAAACAGGACAAAAUCGACCAAGAGGACAAAUCAACACUGCUGGCCCGGGAUGAGUCAAUGCAUGAAGCUUCUCCUUGUUCGUGGACGGAACGCCUUUGCAUCUGCAUUGGAAAAAUGGUGAUGGAGCACUCCGGAAAUUUGCCAGACAUAUAAGAAUCUAGAUGCUUAUUUCAUAUAUUUCUAGUGUAUAAUUAUUAUAUACUAUAAGUUUUAUAAAUUACAUGUUCUUGUAAAUUUUCAUAAAAUAAUAUAGAAAUAUGGAUAAUGUCAAAGGUAUGAAAUAUUUAGUUAUUUAUGGCAGGAUAAAAUGUAAAUUUGAAGAGUUGAAAGUGUAAUUACAUUUAAAUAGUAACAGUAGAACAUCGAUUUAGUGUCAGUACCUGUUGCGACACAUUCGAUUUCUUUGUACAUUUAUAUCUGGAAUGUUUUUCAUUAAAAAGAUAUAUUUAUAACAUAUAUAACAUGCAUAGAAUAUAUACAUUCUGUAUACAUUAUAUAUUUAUAUAUUUGUUUAAUAUGUACUAUAUACCCAGUGCAUAUAAUAUAUUAUAUAUAUGAUAUAACUUUUAUACACAUGAAAAGCCAUAUUUAGUCUCGCUAUCUGUUGCGACCCAUAUUAAUGCUCUAGAGUUAGGGCAUUUAUGAGUGGCAAGCUUGAAACUGCUUUCCUCUUGUUUCAAUAAAAUGCAAUUCUGCAAAA